CUCGCCUCUCGUUUGUUUUGCUGUCAGUCAUUAGUCCUCGAUCUUGUGUCGUAUUUGUUGAUUUUGAACUGUCGACAUUCAAUCAACACUCAACAGUCGGAGUGUUUCAGAGUGAUAAAAAAUUUGUCAAGAAUGACAAAUCUGAAAAAUAUGUUUAUGGACUCUUUAAAAAAAAUUGAUAAAAUAGAAAUUGUAUUUGAAGUCUUUGGUUCUUUAGAAGAAUGGCUUAUCCAUAUGGAUCCUGGUUCUUUUCAAAGAGGGAUCAAAUACAAGACCUUCAUUUGAAUUAAUGAUCCGUGACGCUGUUUUCACCCGGUUUUACUUGCUAAAAAGGAUUUAAUUAAGAUCUCCCUGCUACAGACUUUUCAUAUGUGUGACAUUUUUUGUAGCAAACAUGAAAUAUUAUUCAACAUGGUAUUGUGCGGACCUCCUUCUUCAAAAUAUUUAAGCCCUCUUAAAUAUUGGAUUAGAGCCGUAUUCGUUUGAAGUUAAAAGUAUUUAGAAAUAUUAGCACAGUUGAGACCUGUUUAUUAGUGUUGAUAACUGCCAGUGUACAACAGCUGCUCAUAUUUACAUGUAUAUGUUUAAUUUUUAUUCUCUGUCCAGAAAAAAUUGACUUAUUUAAAGUAUAUAUUUGUUACCUAGUGAAUAAUUGACGAUGUGACACAGCUGCGUUUGGUAGCUUAAAUGACGUCCUCUUUACUGAAAGUGCAGUAUAAAUAAUUUGUAUUGAUUGCGCAUCUGCUGUUGUAUUGAAAUAUGUGUUAAACAAUGGAUACAUGGAUUACGCAUUAAGUGCCGUCUGCUCACCCAUAUACAUGAAUGGCAUCUAAUGCAAGUUCAGAUUUAUUUUCAACAUUGAAUCAUAACCGAGAAUGCCCCGCCCCCUCUACAACUUCCUGCAGCAGCCCCUGCUCUACGCCAAUCACGUCCACUGUGUCAUCACAGACGGAUAGUGGUAUAACCACGGCAACCGUUUCUACCACUUCUGCUGUCAGUGCAUACACCACCGCCACGGAAACGAACCCAACAGCCUCCACAACCACCACAACCAGUUGUACCAUUGUGACCAAGACAACCAACUCAUCUGUGAUAGCUAAUGGACCUCUAACGACAUCAAAAGAAAAACCAGCAUCACCCAUCUUAUCAAAAUCAGGUGAUUCAAGGUCCCCUCAUCUAAAGAAACCAUUUCCUAGGCCCUCCAGUGAAACGCUUCUUCAUAAGGACCAGCGCAAGUUUUCCCCCUCCCCGAUUCGGACGCCGCGCAGGGAAGACCAGCGCAGUGACAAGGACUUUCCAUUGCCUCCUAGCUUUGGAUUUUCCAAGACCUGGCACAGCGGCAGUAACCCACACCUCCACAGCCCUUAUAACCAAGUGUCUCACUCCCCGGGAUUACCUCAGUUUGGUCUGCAUUCCACCAGUCACGGAUCCUCCUUCUCAAGCCUACCUCCAAGCCCCCUCCACAAUCUCAUCCCCACCGCUGGGGGCCCACAAAGUAUGUUUGCAGCUCCCCUGCCUCCAGGAGCUGCUAAUGGGUCUCUGACUUCACCACAUUCACUAGGAGGAGCCAACUUGUCAACACAUGCUUCCCCUGAAUCCAUGUCCCUUGCCAGUCAAGAAAUUCUGCGAGAGGAAUUGAAUCGCAGGUUUUUGGCUGCCCAGGAGCCCGCUGGCCUUCCGGUGCUAGGCUCAACUCCGUACGUCCGUGCGGACAUCCACCAACAUCAACACAUGCAUCAACAUCAGCACCAGCACACACACCAACACAUGUUUGCCCUGCCUGGACUGACAGGGUCCCUGGUCCCCUCCCCAGCUCCACACCUGUAUGACAAAGUCCCAAAACCAUUUGAGUCACCAUUUUACAGAACCACCCCUAGCGGAUUGCUGGGAUAUCCCAUGGUCCCUCCCCUUAUUCACUCUGGAAGUUCUCUUAACUCUGGAUCCUCAGGAGCCUUCCAACCAAAGAAAGUAGCCAGUGGCCUGUUACACCCCAGUCAGAUGAUCCCCGGCCUGAGAGAGCCAGACAAGGUCCCUCCUUCAGCUGCUUCUCUGCCCCACCACAAAAAAAGUGGGAAAUGGUGCAGCAUGCAUGUUCAGAUUGCCUGGAAGAUUCAUCGCCACCAACAGGAGAGUCCAGAUGUCUCCAAAGGGGGUGAGGGUAAAAGUCUGGACCCCCUACAGUCCGGUCGGAAUCUCUCCAGCAGCAAUCUUCACAGACCUACAGAUCUGAGUAUGUCGUCUUCCCUGCUAGGAAUGAGUUCAUUCCCGAGGCCCUCACCUUAUCCAUUUACCAAUCAUGAAGGCUUCGGCGGCCUUGGAAAAGGUGGAAGUCCUUUUGGCACCCCAGGAAGAGAAAUGCCAAAAAUUCCUGGCAUAGCCUCUCCCCAGGAAUGGAGCAGAUUACACACUAGUAGAUCUUCUCCUCUAUUCUCUGGCUCUCACUGGUCCAAACCAGAUGAGAGGGAAAGAGAGAUAGAAAAGGAAAGAGAGAAAGAAAGAGAAGUUGUGCUUGGACUGGACAGAAGGAGGGAGGAAAGAGAGAGAGAAAGACGGUCAAGUGAUCGAGAACGGCGUGGUAGUGUGGAUUUAGACCAGUCUAAAGACAGACCCUUUAUGGGCGCGGACCUGCGACAUCCUCACACUGUGUCCCACUCAAGGUCAAGAUCAAGGUCACCUCUUGUUGGAGGCCGAGUUGGUUCUGCCAAAUCUGAUACCAGUUACAAUCGUGAUGAAAAAGACAUCAUUAAAGUGAAAGAAGAAAAACUGGAUAAGCCUGAGACCUCAGCUAUGGAGAGAGAAAGAGAGAAAUUCCGACCAGAAUAUUUACUUGGUGCAUCUAAUUUAAUGGACCGUUCACGGCUCCUAGGGGGGCCUUCCCCAUUUCCGUUUGGUGCAGAUAGACUUCCUCCCCCUCCCCAGAGUUUGUGGGGACCUCACCAGGAGAAAAGUUUAAUGGACUUCAGUUACCACAGUCUUCAGAUUCAAAGAGAGAUGGAACAGGAGCGUGAACGAAUGCUACGACGUCUGCAGCCUCAGUCGAUGGGUCUGUAUGACCAUGAUCGAGUGCGUAAGGAUGAAAUUCUUAUGCAGGAGGAACGACUCCGUAGGGAAUACUUUGAUCGGAUUCCACAGCUUGAAAGGGAACGAUUUGAAAGAGAAAAGCUGGCUUUCGAGUCCAGCAGGCUAGGCCACUCAAGACAUUUUGACCCUCUGAGGCCGAGUGGCCAUUUUCCAAGAACUAUUAGUCCUCUUGUCAAUCACAGUGGGAUGAAGGUGGGGUCCCCAGCUUUGCUUCAAGGACCACCUCCGCCUCUAAUCCCAUCUUCCUCUACCCCAACCACCCGAAGUCAUUCAAAUUCACCUGCUAUGACUAAACUAAAACCACCAAGCAGCUCUGACAUAGACAAAAGGGACUCCUAUUCCAGUUCUAAUUUAGAUGGGCAUGGGAGGUAGCAGAAGUAAAGAGGGUCAAAUCUUAUUUUAUGAUUUUAUCCCAGUGCGUGGCAGCUGUUAAUGACAAAGUAGUUUAUUUUGUUCUUUUCCAGAAGAUCUCUUUUGUAUAACUACUCAAAUUGUAAAUGAUAACUAUUUAUGUGCUGGAAUCAAGAUUUUGCAAUUAUAUGGUGUAUGUGUGAUUUUUGGGGUAUCUUUAUGAAAGGUACACAUCGUAUUAAAAAUUGAUUCAUAAAAAUCAAUCAAAUAAAAAAGAAAUUGAUGCUUUAGUUCUUAAACACUUUUCAAUGAGACUUUCAAGUAUGAAUCAUUUACUAGUACAUGUAUUAGAUUUACUUUUGAUCUGUUCCUAUUGCGACUUUUUUCUUUGUAUUCACAAAUUUUUAAAAGAUUGUGUAGAUUUUUGGAGAAAAAAAUUACCGGUAUAUGUAACAUAUUGAUUAAAAUGUUAAAUGAAGCAUGUUACAACUUUUUUCUCUUUUCUUUUUUGCCAAUUUUUCCACUUGACAAGAAUUGUGUUUUUACACUUGAAAUAUUUAUAGCAAAGCUUAAAAAAUGCAAUAUUCUUACAAAACAUUUUUAUACAGAUAGCAUCAAAUGCAAUAAUUGUUUUGCAACCUUACAACUUAGUUGUUCUAAGGGAUAUGUAUGUAUAUAUGUAAUGUAGAGAAAGUAAAUUUUGACAUUAAUGAGAAAAAAUGUACUAGUAUUCAAUAUUUCAUGCAAAAUUUAGGUAGCACUCAGGUUUACUGAGUGGAAGUAUAAGUGAGAAUAUAAGUAGAUAAAACAUUUGUUUUCAAAGAUUGGUCUAAUGAACCUUAGUAUGUACAUGUACUUCAAAUUCCACAGAAAAUGCAGAGGUUUUGUGUGCACAGAUCAUUAUAUUAAUAUAAGCUUGCUGGUCGAGCUGUUGACAGCACAUAAAAACCGUUUCAUUAAUUUAAAACACCCGUAAUAUUCCAAUGUAAUUAGAUUUGAAGCAUGAUUAUUUCUUUUGGAACACCAAAAAAAGUAAUGGUCACAACUUUUGCACAAUAUGCAAGAUGAAAAUUCAGACAAAAAUACAUAAGCCAAAGGCAAGGCCAAUUGUUAGUGAUCAAGAUUAAAAUCUGACUGCCAAAGCAUGGUCAAAGUGGGGCAUUGUGUUACACACACACUUUAUGGGCGUUUUCAUUUGCUUAAAGCAAAAAAAAAUAUUAUGGUGUUUUAGAAGAUAUUUUAUUGUAUUUUCAACCAAUAAACCCCACUAAAAUAUCUUAAUUUAAAACAUGCCUGGUUUCUUUGCUAUGGAUAUUACAAGCUUUAGUCAAUUUAAUAUAUUGAUAAGAAUUCAUUUGAUUUUAAUAUAUUGUUCCUAUUGUAGUGCUGUCAUGGUUGCAAUGUAGGUGACAGCCAAUGAAAUUUGGACUGUAAAUAUUGUAAUGAUAUUAUUUUUUAUUGGUGUUUGCAUAUACAUUCUUAUAUGUCUAUAUAUAAUCACAAACAUGUUCAGUUUUUACAAACUGAAACCAAAAUAAAAAUGAAAUAAUUGAAAAA
This is a messenger RNA of Magallana angulata, 4989 nucleotides long. RefSeq names its product autism susceptibility gene 2 protein-like. Bases 823 to 3453 code for a protein of 876 amino acids. NCBI's taxonomy places the organism in Eukaryota, Metazoa, Mollusca, Bivalvia, Ostreida, Ostreidae. The transcript has 12 exons. The record is from RefSeq and is a predicted model, not a curated record.